AUACUCACUCACUCACUCAACACCCCUUUCUUUCACGUCUCGCAACCACAAUCACAAUCACAAUGUCUGGUCUCUUUGCUCGUCAAGCUUGGGCUACUGCCUCCAAGGUCCGAUCUACUGCUCUGCGAGCACCAAAGGUUGCGUUUACCUGCAGAGUCAACAACAUUGCUCCCCGACGAUCAUUUUCAGUUUCCAUGAACCUUCUGGCUAGAAAAUACACUGAGAGCCACGAAUGGAUUGACGUAGCCGCCGAUGGCAAGACCUGCACAAUUGGCAUUUCAAACUACGCCGCUGAAGCUCUCGGCGACGUAGUCUACGUGGAACUCCCCGCAGUAGGCGAAGAGACAGCCCAGGGCGAGUCCUUUGGCAGCGUCGAGUCCGUCAAGUCAGCCUCUGACAUCAACUCGCCCGUUUCUGGUUCCGUCGUCGAGGUCAACGACCCCAUCGUCGAGACACCUGCUGAUCUCGGCAAGGACCCUGAGAAGAGUGGCUGGUUGAUCAAGGUUGAGGCUGAGGAUGUUUCUGCUUUGGAUGCACUGAUGGAUGAGGCUGCUUAUGCCGAGCACAUCAAGGGGGAGCACUAAGCGAAGAGGCAGUGGUUUAAUUAAUGUUUGUGAUUUAAAAAGCAAGAUAUCAAGACACUUUCCAACAAGGAAUUUCAUUUUUUUAAAACAGAAUUAUUGCCAUGUAA
Messenger RNA from Fusarium graminearum PH-1, 691 nucleotides. RefSeq names its product glycine cleavage system H protein. Gene Ontology annotation, cellular component: mitochondrion; cytoplasm; glycine cleavage complex. The record is from RefSeq and is a predicted model, not a curated record. Lineage: Eukaryota; Fungi; Ascomycota; Sordariomycetes; Hypocreales; Nectriaceae. Gene Ontology annotation, biological process: protein lipoylation; glycine decarboxylation via glycine cleavage system. The coding region runs from base 63 to 584 and encodes 173 amino acids. The transcript has 3 exons.